AGCAGCGUGACUGGCCGGUGGGGGGGACGCUUUAAAGUAGGGAAGCAGAGGAGCCGGGACCUCAUUCAGCGCCUCACUCAGCAGCGGCAGACACACACACACGCACACACGAAGGAAACGUUUUACGGUGACUCCAAACAAGAGGUAAAAUGCAGUGGCCCCUUCUAGCCCUCGUGCUUUGCUGCUACCUCUCAGGAAGCCGAGCCAACCGCGUCUACGUCCACCCUUUCUACCUCUUCGCCGCCGAGAACGUCAGCUGCGAGACUCUGCAGACCCAAACCCCAGGGCCUCUGGACACGCGCCCUGUGGCACCCCUCGACGUGGAAGUCCUCACAGCGGACAGCAGGGACCGGUCUGAACUGGACGCCCAGAGGCAGAACAUCACCGAGAGGACGGUGGUCCUGGCGGAGCUGUUGAACUCUGUGGGCCUGAGGAUGUACCAGGCGGUCAGCAGCAAGCAGCCGGGCACCAACACCCUGUUCUCUCCGGUCAACACCUACGGAUCCCUCGUUACCCUCCUCCUCGGGGCCUCCAAGAAGACCGCAAGAUCAUUCCAGUACCUUCUAAACCUGAACAGGCACACCGACCGAGAGGACUGCGUGUCCUUCGUGGAUGGACACAAGGUUCUGAAGACCCUGCAGGGCAUUAACUCUCUGGUGGACGACGGACCCAAAGAUGAGAUCACCACACAGGUCUGGGCCUUCGCUCGCCAGGGCGCUCAGCUCUCCGAGGACUUCAUUCGAGGCACGCAGGACUUCUCCGACACGUCGUUCAUCCGCGGGGUGGACUUCUCCAGACCUCAGGAGGCCGAGGAGCUGGUGAACAGCUUCGUGAAUAAGACAUCGGACGGGAGGGUGAUGGACAUCUUCAAAGAUCUGAACUCCAGCAGCGACCUGCUGUUUCUCUCUUCAUUCAACUUCCAAGGCAACUGGAGGACAGCUUUUCAGCCAGAGAAGACCACGUUGCAGGAGUUUCAUGUUGAUGAAACCACCACAGUGAUGGCUGCGCUGAUGACCCACACGGGUCUCUAUCCCUACCUGAACGAUAAGGUACUGCAGUGCACAGUUGUCAAGCUGUCUCUGAGCAAACGGUCCUAUAUGUUGCUGGUCCUGCCUCACGAAGGCGCCGACCUCCACAAGAUUGAAUCUAAGCUGCUCACUAAAGUCUUUUCUGGCUGGCACCAGAGCCUCCGAGAAGGUCUGUUGGAGCUGUCCCUCCCAAAGUUCUCCAUGUCGUCUGAGACUUAUCUGCGCGACCUGCUGACCAACAUGGAUCCAGAAAUUGAGACCAAGCUGUUAGGCUCUCGGGCCGAGUUCAGCCGACUCAGCAACACCAAACCUUUCACCAUCGACAAGGCCAUCAACAAGGUUUUGUUUAAGAUGUCAGAAGAAGGCGCAGAACUGCGGGACAAGGUCCAGGAAGCAGGAGUUCCUCUGAAACUGUCCAUCAAUCGGCCAUUCUUCUUUUCUGUCAUAGAGGGAAAUUCUAACGCCAUCCUCAUGCUGGGCAAGAUCACAAAUCCCACGCUGUAAAGUAAUAUAGUGCUUUAAAACUCAUCAAGAUCAUACUGUUGUUUUCCAGCCGAAAAAAUGACCACACAGUACGUUCUAUCUAAUAUUCAACAGUGUUAUCUUUCACCAUCCAUGGAGAUCCCCGUCUCAGUAUUUAUGAAAAGCUUUUACUUUAUGCUGAAAUGUUAUCAAGCAGCCUGUUAAAUAUCCUAAUUUGUUUCUCUCGUGUAAAAUGUAUUAUAGCAGAAUUCUGUACAGUAUUUUUCAAUAGAGAAGCUACAGUAUCCACAAUUCUCUAUGAUGAAUGACUGAAACGUUGUAUAUUGUAACUGAGAGUUUAUUUUUGUUUUGUUGACAUUUGUGAUUGCUGAAAUAAAACUUAAGUUUCCAAUA
Gasterosteus aculeatus aculeatus (three-spined stickleback) is the source of this 1904-nucleotide messenger RNA. RefSeq names its product angiotensinogen (gene agt). Gene Ontology annotation, molecular function: serine-type endopeptidase inhibitor activity. The record is from RefSeq and is a predicted model, not a curated record. Gene Ontology annotation, biological process: regulation of apoptotic process; regulation of systemic arterial blood pressure by renin-angiotensin. NCBI's taxonomy places the organism in Eukaryota, Metazoa, Chordata, Actinopteri, Perciformes, Gasterosteidae.